Messenger RNA from Salvia hispanica, 2592 nucleotides. The record is from RefSeq and is a predicted model, not a curated record. Lineage: Eukaryota; Viridiplantae; Streptophyta; Magnoliopsida; Lamiales; Lamiaceae.
UUUGCCAUAUCUCACUCCAGUGUUGAUUUCUCUGUUGUUUAUAGUGACACGAAACUAACAUUUUGAGUGGUCUCUAUUCAUUUUCUUGCAUCUCCUCACUUUUGUUUGUAUUAUUCUAGAAUUUAGUAUGUAGUAUAUCUGUAUAAAGAUCCCUUUUUUAUACUCUCCAAUUCCAUGGCUUCAACAGUGAAGUUUUUCUAGAAUUUAGCAUAUAUAUCUAUGUAAAGAUCCCAUUUUUACACUCUCCAAUUCCAUGGCUUCAACAACAGUGAAAAGCUUUUCUCUUUCACCACCAAGUUUUGCUUCGAAUUUAGAGAGGAGGGCUCAUUUUAGACACUCGGUUAGGUGUUUAUCUAGUAAGGAUUCUUCUUCCACAGCUGCAUUAUCUGUGGAUGAUUCUGUGAAGAUUGGCAAUGGUGCAGUGAAUGGAGCUGUGAGGGAGAGGGUUGGCGUGGGCAGUGAUGGCCCUGUUGGUGAGGGAAAGAGGAGAGGAGAGAAGAAGGAGAGGGAGGAGGUAAAGUUGGAACCUUUGUGGGAUGAUGGAUAUGGGAGUGAGACUGUGCAAGAUUAUCUUGAAUAUGCAGGGGAUGUCAUCAAGCCGGACGGUGGGCCGGUGCGGUGGUUCACACCAAUCUCCUGUGGGCCCCACUUGGGAGGCUCUCCUGUCUUGUUUUUCUUGCCUGGAAUGGAUGGUCUUGGACUUGGGCUUAUUCUCCACCACAAAUCUCUUGGAAAGGUCUUUGAUGUACGGUGUAUGCAUAUCCCGGUGCAAGAUCGAACCCCAUUUGAAGAGUUGGUAGUCUGGGUUGAACGAUCUUUGAGAGACGAAAACUCUUCGUCUCCUAAUAAGCCCAUCUAUCUGGUGGGAGAUUCCUUCGGUGGAUGCUUGGCUCUCGCAGUUGCAGCAAGAAAUCCUGACAUCGACCUUGUCGUGAUACUAGCUAAUCCAGCAACAUCAUUUGCGAGGUCACAGCUGCAGCCUUUUCUACCAUUGCUGGAAGCAUUGCCUAACGAACUCCAUAACGCAGUUCCUUAUCUCCUAAGCUUUGUUAUGGGUGAUCCGCUGAAGAUGGCUACGGUGAAUAUUGAUACAGCAGGUCCUCCAGCCCAAUAUUUCGAACAGUUAGCCAACAACCUCACUGCUAUGCUGCCUCGUCUCUCUGGCUUGGCUGAUAUCAUACCAAAAGAAGCCCUGCAUUGGAAACUGAAGCAGUUGAAAACCGGUGCUGCUUAUGCGAAUUCUCGUCUUCAUGCCGUUAAAGCUGAAGUACUUGUUCUUGCUAGUGGCAAGGAUGCCAUGCUUCCCAGUAAAGACGAAGCUUGGAGGCUCUUAAAGUCACUGAAAAAUUGCAACGUACGAUACUUCAAAGACAACGGGCACACCAUAUUAUUGGAGGAUGGUGUUAAUCUAUUGACUAUUAUUAAAGGUACUAGCACGUACCGUAGGUCCAGAAACCAUGAUUAUGUGAUGGAUUUCGUACCGCCUAGUAAAUCCGAGUUCAAGCAAGCAAUCGAGGGAAACGGAUUCCUUCGGAAUUUCGCUAGUCCUGUGUUCUUGUCUACUACGGAAGACGGGAAGAUAGUGAGAGGCCUAGCCGGAGUUCCCGAGGAAGGUCCAGUCUUGUUAGUUGGUUAUCACAUGCUUAUGGGUUUAGAACUCUCACCAUUAGUCGAACAGUUUCUGCGAGAGAAGAAGAUCUUGGUUCGUGGCAUAGCACAUCCAUCUUUGUUCUCGGAUCUCGUUGAAAGCGAGAGCAAGGAGUUUUCGUUUCAUGACACCAUCCGGUUAUAUGGCGCGCUACCUGUCAGCGCAAGCAAUCUUUUCAAGCUGUUCAAGACGAAAUCUCACGUACUGCUGUAUCCCGGUGGCGCUCGAGAGGCUCUCCAUAGGAAGGGUGAAGAGUAUAAACUGUUCUGGCCGGACCAGCCCGAGUUUGUGAGGAUGGCUGCACGAUUCGAAGCCACAAUCGUGCCAUUUGGAGUUAUCGGAGAGGACGACCUAGCUGAGUUAGUCCUCGACUAUGAUGACUUGAUGAAGAUCCCGUAUCUGAGUGACCAAAUGCGAAGCAACAACGAGAAGUCUCAGCAAUUUAACGUCAGGGCCGGGAUGAGCGGUGAGGUCGCGAACCAAGAGCUGUAUAUCCCGGGGCUCUUGCCAAAGAUUCCCGGGCGAUUGUACUACCUAUUCGGGAAGCCGAUUCCGACCAAGGGAAAGAAGGAGAUGCUCAAGGACAGAGAAAAGGCGCGAGAGAUCUACUUGGAGAUCAAGUCUGACGUUGAGACGAGCAUGUCGUACCUGCUCAAGAAGAGGGAGCAUGAUCCGUAUAGGAGCAUUGUCGAUAGGACCGUGUAUCGAGCCUUUCGUGCUCCCGUGGAUCAGGUCCCGGCUUUUGAACCAUAGGUGUUUGCAAGGGAACUUGUGUCGGUCGACGCAGGACCGUGGUCUACAUGAAGAGGCUGUGUGAUCAGAAUGUUGGUGUUGUGGAGGUGGGGAAAGAAGGUGAAGCUGUUGAAGAUUUGUUGUUGUAGUGUGAUAUCUUCAAAAGUGUACAUUCAUUACAUUUACAUAGUAUAGUAAUUAUAUUUAUUGGU